AUGAAACUGGUGGUUCUAUUCAUGUUGGUCACCAUCCCCAUUUGCUGUUAUGCCAGUGGUUCUGGCUGCAGUAUUCUAGAUAAAAUUGUCAACAGUACAAUUGACUCAUCUGUGUCUGAGAGUGAUUAUCUGGAAUUGGUUAAGCCAUAUGUACACGAACCUUUCACUGAAAACUCUGUGAAGAAAUUCAAACAAUGUUUUCUAUCCCAGGACCAGGAGACUCUGGACAAUGUUGAUGUGAUGACGAAUGCAAUAUAUGACAGUGAAGACUGUCCAGAGUCAUCGUAA
Apodemus sylvaticus (European woodmouse) is the source of this 288-nucleotide messenger RNA. RefSeq names its product secretoglobin family 2A member 1-like. Gene Ontology annotation, biological process: androgen receptor signaling pathway. The record is from RefSeq and is a predicted model, not a curated record. The coding region runs from base 1 to 288 and encodes 95 amino acids. Lineage: Eukaryota; Metazoa; Chordata; Mammalia; Rodentia; Muridae. The transcript has 3 exons.